AUGCCUCGACAUCGGUGUCCUUGGAUAGGGUGCAAUCGAGUCUUCAAGCGUGCAGGAGAUUUGACUCGGCAUGUCAACUCUCGUCAUCGGUCUCAUCCAGCCUCAAUCAACCACAUCUCUCCAAUUUCCAGGGACCCCUCAGAGAGCGAGCCUGACAUCUCAGAUUAUCCAUACCGUGAUGAUACCAUCUUGGAUGACACUGAGCUUCCAACUUCCCACUCUCAAUCCCCCCACUCAUCCGUACCGACUCCUGCCAGUGAGAAACCAUGCAGAACUCUGCAUCCAUUCCUUACUGGUGUGAAAACUGAUCGAGAUGGUCACCCCUUGCCUCCAGACACACCGCCUCCUGCAGAUCCACCUAUUGCCAACGUCUGGGCACCUUUCAAUGGAGAAGUCCAAUUCCAUCUGGCCGAUUUUCUUUUUCGCAAAGUUGAGAUGUCACAGUCCGACAUCAAUGAGCUCCUGGAUCUAUGGUCUCUGGACAUGCACCGGCAUGGAGAUGAUGCACCAUUUGAUAAUCACCAGGCACUCUACAAGGCUAUUGAUGAGAUACGUGUAGGAAGCGCACCAUGGAAAUGUUUUGAAACAGUGGUCCCGGAUACUCUAGGCCGAGAUGCACCUGAAUGGCAGAGGCGAUCCUAUCAGAUCUGGUUUCGAGACCCAGACACUGUCAUCAGCAAUAUCCUCGCUAAUCGUGACUUCGAGAAGGAAUUCGACACCACACCGUAUGUUGACCUUGAUGCGACUGGUCAGCGUAGAUGGAGUGAUUUCAUGUCAGGCAAUUAUGCCUGGUGCCAUGUGGCCCAGAUAUUCGAAGCAGAUAGCAGUACCGAAGGUGCUAUGUAUGUCAGCGUGAUUCUCGGUAGUGACAAGACGACAGUGUCGGUAGCUACGGGAAAUGUGGAAUAUUAUCCCGUUUACUUGUCUAUCGGCAAUCUUCACAAUUCCGCACGUCGAGGUCACUGUAACGGUGUUGUACCCAUAGCCUUUCUCGCCAUCCCUAAAUCGGAUCGAAAAUAUGACCGGGAUGUUGCAUUCAGACUUUUUAAGAAGAAGCUGUACCAUGAAUCACUAACAGCGAUUCUUUCAUCACUCAUUCCUGCAAUGACAAUGCCAGUGGUACGACAGUGUCCUGAUGGUCACUAUCGCCGUGUGAUCUAUGACCUGGGACCAUAUAUCGCCGAUUAUCCUGAGCAAGUCCUCUUGGCAGGAAUUGUCCAAGGCUGGUGUGUGAAAUGUACCUCACCGGCAGCGAAUCUGGAUGAUCCUGGAGAACGUCGGUCACGAAAACUUACUGAAGUCCUCUUGGAAGCCUUUGCCGAUGAUGGGGAUGUUUUAUGGGACAACUAUGGCAUUGACGAGGAUAUCUUGCCAUUUACCUUCAACUUUCCCCGUGCGGACAUCCAUGAGAUGAUCUCGUCUGACCUCUUGCACCAGAUUAUCAAGGGUUCAUUCAAGGACCAUUUAGUUGAAUGGGUGCAUGAGUAUUUAGUCCUCAAAGAGGGUGAGACUCAUGCCAAUGAGAUAAUGGAUGAUAUAGACCGGCGGAGAUUUCCCCAGGGGCAACGCUUUAAGCAAUGGACAGGUGAUGACUCCAAGGCUCUUAUGAAGGUGUACCUGGCUGCUGUCGCUGAGUAUCUUCCAGAAGCAAUCAUGAAGACACUUUCUGCAUUCAUGGAUUUUUGCUAUCUAGUUCGGUGCUCUGACUUUGAUGAAAGCACUCUAAACCAGGUUAAAGAAACCAUCCGGCGCUUUCAUCACUUCCGUGAGGCCUUCAAACUCUCGGGUGUGCGUGAGAGCUUCUCUCUUCCUCGGCAACAUGCCAUCAUACAUUACCCCAGUCAUAUUAUGGAAUUUGGUGCCCCGAAUGGACUAUGCUCAUCUAUCACUGAAUCACGACAUAUCACUGCAGUAAAGAAGCCCUGGCGAAGAUCCAAUCGCUAUAAUGCACUGAGCCAAAUGCUACUGACCAAUCAGUGUCUCGACAAACUGGUUGCUCUUCAAACGGAUUUGAUUCAACAUGGUUUAGUUGAGCCAUUGCAGGCUCCACCUGCUGAUCCAUUCGACAAUGGAAUAGAAGACGAGGGUGCCAUGGAUGGGGAGAGGACCAUUGGAGAGGUCACACUAGCGAAGACACCUGAGCGUGCAUAUCCUAGAGAUAUUGCCGAUCUGGGUCAGUAUAUUGGGUAUCCAGACCUUCCAGCACUUACGCAGCUGUUUCUGCAUGAGCAAUUAACUCAAAGAAGACCGGACAAUUUCAAUCACAUCAGCGACACCAGUUAUCCCAUUAUCAAUAGUCCUGUCCAUGUUUUUCACUCUGCUACAGCAACAUUCUAUUCGCCAAGCAAUAUCUCUGGUAUAUGGGGUAUGCGUCGUGAACGCAUAUGUGCAACCCCUUCCUGGCAUGGUUAUCCUCGGUAUGACUGCGCACUGGCCAUUGUUGAUGAGGAAAAAUCAGGAUUCCGUGGAAUGAAUGCGGUGCGCAUACUGCUAUUCUUCUCAUUCCGGCACAAUGGCAAAGAGUUUCCAUGUGCUCUGGUGCACUGGUUUAACACAUACGGGCGCCUACCAGAUGCAAAGACUGGACUGUGGAUUGUCAGGCCUGACUUUCGCGGCACUGCCAGGCACACACCUGUUCUUAGCGUCAUUCAUGUAGACACUCUCCUUCAAGGUACUCAUCUUCUUCCCGUUUUUGGCAGUUGA
Messenger RNA from Desarmillaria tabescens, 2703 nucleotides. RefSeq lists its product as uncharacterized. NCBI's taxonomy places the organism in Eukaryota, Fungi, Basidiomycota, Agaricomycetes, Agaricales, Physalacriaceae. The record is from RefSeq and is a predicted model, not a curated record. The coding region runs from base 1 to 2703 and encodes 900 amino acids. The transcript is spliced from 9 exons.